Molecule: messenger RNA, 918 nt
Organism: Dracunculus medinensis (Guinea worm)
Lineage: Eukaryota; Metazoa; Nematoda; Chromadorea; Rhabditida; Dracunculidae
Source: the annotation of a GenBank genome assembly
AAUUUAAUUCAUGUUUUCUUAAAUUUGGUAGAUUUUAAUUUUUCAAAGUUCAAAUUUAAUUGUUCGUUUUCGACGGUAUAUAAAGUGAAGGAACGAACUACUGAACGAGAAUUUGCUAUAAAAGUUUGUAUAAAACAACAAAUUUUAAGAGAACGAAAAAUCGAGCAAAUUUAUCGUGAGAAAGAAGCAUUGGCUAGAUUAUCAAAACCGGAAAAUCGGCAUGCAUUCUUCCUUCAGAUUUAUUGUACAUUUCAAGAUUCAGAUUCGCUGUAUAUUGUUACAACUUUAGCUAAAGGAGGAGAUUUGCUGCGUCAAUUAAAAAAAAGAAUCAAAUUCGAUACAGAUAUAACAAAAUUUUGUGCCAGUGAGAUAGUGGUCGCUCUUGGGCAUAUGCAUCGUUUGAAAAUUAUUCACAGAGAUUUAAAACCGGAAAAUAUAUUGCUUUCGGCGAUUGGCCAUAUUUUGAUCUCUGAUUUUGGUUCUUCGAAAUUACAAUCACAAAAUAGGAUUGUUGAUUUUCAACAAAUUUUGAGGCGAAGGAAAUGUUCAUUCGUUGGAACUGCUCAAUACGUGAGUCCAGAAGUUCUCUGUGGUCAAUUGGUCCAACAGGCCUGUGAUUAUUGGGCACUUGGAGUAAUUAUUUAUCAAUUUUUAACGGGUCGUCAUGCUUUCUAUGAAGCCAGUGAAUAUAUUAUGUAUAAAAAGAUUUGUCACGCUUCAUAUGAGAUGCCUGCAGAUUUUUCUCUGGAAACUCGUCAUUUAAUAGAACAAUUAAUUGUCGUCAAUCCUGCUGAGCGAUUAGGUUCAGUUGAAUCUGGUGGUGUUGAACAUGAAUUCUUUAAAGGAAUUGACUGGAGUAACAUCGAACAGUGCCAAUCGCCUUUUCGGAUUUACCUAUAUUUUUUCAUAAAUUUUUAA